AGCAGCGCAAAUAAAACGCCCGAACAUUUUUCUUGCUUUUGAUGUUUAAAUUAUUGAUAUAACUCGGCAUAUUUUGGUUGGUUCUGGCGACCGUUGUGUUCAAAGCGAAGAAACCAGAACUAUAAGUGCACAAAGAAUGUCGUCUUCGGAAAAGACUCAUUUCUCAAUGUGCAAAGAAUCUCCACUACAGACAAGUUCAUCAAAUACAGACUUGUCUAGUUUUGCUGCCUCUUUUGUAGAACAUAUUUUAGAUAAAAUUGUGUUAAAAUCUACGAACAUCCAGUCUUCUUCUGAAUUACAAUUAAAUACGAUCGAUCAAUCGAGUGAAGAUUCUCUUGAUGAUAAAAUUUGUCAGGUAAGUGAUGAGAACUCUUCAGACGCUGAGACUGAAAACAGCUACGAAGAAAUGGAUAGAUGUUUAAAGUAUGAUUUCCCUUACGUCCUAAACUCUGGCAAUCACCGACAUGAGUCCAUGUUUAGGUCGCCUUCUUUUCAAAGUGCACCAAUAUUAGACGAAGACAUUUCAACAUACAAUCCAAUACAGAACCAUAAAUUUUCUUUUGAAAGAAGCAAAAAAGAAUGUAAUUCAGAGAAUUCUGAUAAAUCUUCUACACAAGUUAGUCAUCAACUACAUCAAAACCCGUUCAUAUUGCUGGGUGGCCAUCUAAAGCGGAAACAGAUUAGUGUGGCUCCGUCUUUCUUGCGGUCUCACUCAGAAUCCUCGUACCUUCACGAAGUUUUCUAUCGGAGACCUAAUUCAUUACUCAAAUCCGAUUAUAUAGACAGUUGUACAUACGAGAAAGAUCGCAAUAAAUUCCUGUUGGAGGUGGAAAAUCUGUGCCGGAAGAAAGAGACAGACGUACAUCAUCGGAUCAUGACGGAAAUCGUGGAAGCAUCUUUAUCAUCGGACGUUCCAGAUUCCAACGAGCAGAACUCAGUAGACAACACCAAAGAACGACAGAACAAAAUCGAAGGAAUUUCUACUUUUCUCUGCAAGGAAUUGAAGGAACAUUAUAGAAUGAUGAAAUGUACUGCUGCCACCGGUUAUCAAAUCGGUUACGACACGGCCACAAUUCACUCGAAAGCUUUGAUUGAUGAACUCCGGACAAAAGAAUUCAUGCUUGAUUAUUUCCGAAGAGAGAAUCACAGAAUGACGGAAUGUCUAAUUGAAAAAGAACGUGAAUGGUCGAAGCUAAAGAACAGGCUGUAUUCUGAGAUUUCUAAAUUAAGGAAAGACAUGGUUUCGUCUAUCAACAAGCAAAUGCAUGCGGGCAGAGAAGGAAUGGUGACAGUACCAUCAAAAAGGUUGCAUUUUCUUAUAGAUAAAUUCUAUAACGAAGAAAAGAUGUUUUCGGUUGUUAUGGAAAAGGAACAGAAAAUCAACGAACUGAAACUGCUUCUUUACCAACAGCAGAUGACGAACCGAGAACUGCAAGAAAAACUGUUACAGUCGUAUUACAAUCCUCACGCCUAUGACACCGUAUCACAGAGCACUAUGAGAGAAAACUUUAUCCGGGGCAUGAAUCGUGCUACAAUAUCUGACUACCUUGACAUUAAUGCUGGCUGCACUGUACCCUACGUUUCUCAGCAUCCGGAGGAAAACUUCCUAGAUGGCUUUAACAUCGGAGGAGACGAUAGCAGUACGAACAGAGUUGAAGGUCUACCAGGAACAAGCUCCUCUUCGCACUACCAAAUCGAUAGCAUCUGAAGGUACAAGAUGGCUGGGGAUGUAAUAAAAUGUCAUGAACAACAUCAA
Messenger RNA from Octopus sinensis (East Asian common octopus), 1756 nucleotides. RefSeq lists its product as uncharacterized. The transcript is spliced from 7 exons. Bases 137 to 1708 code for a protein of 523 amino acids. Lineage: Eukaryota; Metazoa; Mollusca; Cephalopoda; Octopoda; Octopodidae. The record is from RefSeq and is a predicted model, not a curated record.